AUGCCCGAAAAAAUCGAAAGUGCCUUCGCCCCAGACGAUGACCAGGGAAUGUUACCAAGGGGGUGCAUAUGAAAUUCAGUUAAUUAAUACUAGUGAGGGUAAUAAUUACUUUGGAAUUCUUUCGAAGAAGUUUUAUGCCGAGAUAUAGGAUUGUACGCACUAUUUGAAAGAGUAGCUAUGGAGACUUCUUCAGAAGAUGUAGCGAUUUUCGUGGUCGGAAAUGACCAACAAGGUACAUGGAGAUUGACUGCAGAUCGACAACGUCUUGCUCGGGUUCAUCCAUACUUUCAGGCGCUACUACUCGGUCCUCUCGCAAAUUCUAAUGAUACAAUCUUGGUACCAGACGUUGAUAAGAGGGCAUUUGAUCAUAUAUUGAGGUAUCUGUUGGAUGAGAACCCCAAAUUGAUGUCCGUCAGCACCGCCAGGAAUACCUUAGAAGCUGCUCACAGAUAUGUAAUUCCUGAUCUGGUGAGGGAUUGUGUUUCCUAUCUUGAUUUACAUUUGGAUGCAGAUAAUGUGUUGGAAGUGUUUCGUGACUUACGGUUUUAUUGCAAUACGGCAAAACUUGCGGGAUAUGGAGAGCAAGUGAAACUUACAGAUUCUGAGUCUGAUCCGGCUCUUCUCAUGGGCGACCAUUGUUCUGCAUUACUUCACAACUGUUUGCUGGUAAUAGAUGAGCAUGCGGAAACCAUUCUGCAGCAGGAACGUAUCGAAGAACUCAGCUUUACAGAUCUAGAAAUAAUAACAGGUCGUCCUUGUCUUCGUUUGGCGUCUGAAACAACGCUAUUUGAUGCAAUGCACCGAUGGAGUCUUAGCGAAUGUCGAAGACGUAAGACUGAUUCAACUGCUGCCAGUAGAAGAAGAGUAUUAGGUGACGUUAGUUAUAGGGUAAGGUAUUUAUUGAUGACUGAAAAAGAAUUUAAGGAAGGGCCACAAAAAAGUGAACUUCUUGACCCUGUGGAAUGUGAGUUGGUUCUGGCAAGACUUCGCGGUGAAGCUUUACCAGAUCCACUGGAUGCUAGGCAGUGCGAUAUGUUGACUUUAUUUGCCAGCCCACGACCUCUGCCAACGUCUAGACCCGUUUAUUUAAGUGCCAGAACUCAACCCCAGACUGAUGAGCAAAUGCAGAAUGGGAAAAAUGAUAAGCUUUUAGAAAAACAUAAAAAGAAAAAGCAUAAAAAGAGAGGUAAUAAAAAUAAGAAAGAAAGAGACAGCGACGAUGAGAAAGAGGGAAGGUGUUGUUCUUGUUUUGGAGACUGCUUAUUGGAUACUGUCAUGUGUUUAUUUGAUUAA
Messenger RNA from Ctenocephalides felis (cat flea), 1293 nucleotides. RefSeq names its product BTB/POZ domain-containing protein 6-B-like. Gene Ontology annotation, molecular function: protein binding. The transcript is spliced from 5 exons. Gene Ontology annotation, cellular component: cytosol. Bases 178 to 1293 code for a protein of 371 amino acids. Gene Ontology annotation, biological process: neurogenesis. The record is from RefSeq and is a predicted model, not a curated record. NCBI's taxonomy places the organism in Eukaryota, Metazoa, Arthropoda, Insecta, Siphonaptera, Pulicidae.